Orycteropus afer afer is the source of this 1959-nucleotide messenger RNA. It is a transcript of the gene SLC44A1, whose product is annotated as solute carrier family 44 member 1. NCBI's taxonomy places the organism in Eukaryota, Metazoa, Chordata, Mammalia, Tubulidentata, Orycteropodidae. The record is from RefSeq and is a predicted model, not a curated record. Gene Ontology annotation, biological process: choline transport; transmembrane transport. Gene Ontology annotation, molecular function: choline transmembrane transporter activity. The transcript has 16 exons. The coding region runs from base 1 to 1959 and encodes 652 amino acids. Gene Ontology annotation, cellular component: plasma membrane.
AUGAAGAGGAGUGGGAGUGGGAGCUCCAAACGCGAAUGGAAGCCUCUGGAGGACCGUAGCUGCACAGACAUCCCGUGGCUGCUGCUCUUCCUGCUCUUCUGCGUUGGGAUGGGAUUUAUUUGUGGCUUUUCAGUAGCUACAGGUGCAGCGGCGAGACUAGUGUCAGGAUACGACAGCUAUGGAAAUAUCUGUGGGCAGAAAAAUGCAAAGUUGGAAGCAAUACCAAACAGUGGCAUGGACCACACCCACCGGAAGUAUGUAUUCUUUUUGGAUCCAUGCAAUCUGGACUUGAUAAACCGGAAGAUCAAGUCUGUAGCACUGUGUGUAGCAGCAUGUCCAAGACAAGAACUGAAAACCCUGAGUGACAUUUACAAGUUUGCAGAGAUCAAUGGCUCAGCACUGUGUAGUUACAGCCUAAAGCCUUCUGAAUACACUACAUCUCCAAAAGCUUCUUUCCUCUGCCCCAAACUACCGGUUCCAGCGAGUGCACCUAUUCCAUUCUUCCAUCGCUGUGCUCCUGUGAACAUUUCCUGCUAUGCCAAGUUUGCAGAGGCCCUGAUCACCUUUGUCAGUGACAAUAGUGUCUUACACAGGCUGAUUAGUGGAGUAAUGACCAGCAAAGAAAUUAUAUUGGGACUUUGCUUGUUAUCACUAGUUCUGUCCAUGAUUUUGAUGGUGAUAAUCAGGUACAUAUCAAGAGUACUUGUCUGGAUCUUAACAAUUCUGCUCAUACUGGGCUCACUUGGUGGCACAGGUGUGCUAUGGUGGUUGUAUGCAAAACAAAGAAAAUCUCCCAAAGAAAGCGUGAUUCCUGAACAGCUUCAGAUAGCUGAAGACAAUCUCCGGGCCCUGCUCAUCUACGCCAUUGCAGCUACAGUGUUCACGGUUGUCUUGUUCCUGAUAAUGCUGGUUAUGCGCAAACGUGUGGCCCUCACCAUCGCCUUGUUCCACGUGGCUGGCAAGGUUUUCAUUCACUUGCCACUGCUGGUCUUCCAACCCUUCUGGACUUUCUUUGCUCUUGUCCUGUUUUGGGUAUACUGGAUCAUGACACUUCUUUUUCUUGGCACUACCGGCAGUCCUGUUCAGAAUGAGCAAGGCUUUGUGGAGUUCAAAAUUUCUGGGCCUCUGCAGUACAUGUGGUGGUACCAUGUUGUGGGCCUGAUCUGGAUUAGUGAAUUCAUUCUAGCUUGUCAGCAGAUGACUGUGGCCGGAGCCGUGGUGACGUACUAUUUUACUAGGGAUAAAAGGAAUUUGCCGUUCACACCCAUUUUGGCAUCGGUGAAUCGCCUUAUUCGUUAUCACCUUGGUACUGUGGCAAAAGGAUCAUUCAUUAUCACGUUAGUCAAAAUUCCACGAAUGAUCCUUAUGUACAUUCACAGUCAGCUCAAAGGAAAGGAGAACGCCUGUGCACGAUGUAUGCUGAAGUCUUGCAUUUGUUGCCUUUGGUGUCUUGAAAAGUGCCUAAAUUAUUUAAAUCAGAACGCAUACACAGCCACAGCUAUCAACAGCACCAACUUCUGCACCUCAGCAAAGGAUGCCUUUGUCAUUUUGGUGGAGAAUGCUUUGCGAGUGGCUGCCAUCAACACAGUGGGAGAUUUUAUGCUAUUUUUAGGCAAGGUGCUCAUAGUCUGCAGCACAGGUUUGGCCGGGAUCAUGCUGCUGAACUACCGGCAGGAUUACACGGUGUGGGUGCUGCCUCUGGUCAUCGUCUGCCUCUUUGCUUUCCUAGUCGCUCACUGCUUCCUGUCCAUUUACGAAAUGGUAGUGGAUGUGCUGUUCUUGUGUUUUGCCAUUGAUACAAAAUACAACGAUGGGAGCCCUGGCAGAGAAUUCUAUAUGGAUAAAGUGCUGAUGGAGUUUGUGGAAAACAGUAGGAAAGCAAUGAAAGAAGCUGGUAAGGGAGGUGCUGCCGACGCCCGAGAGCUAAAACCGAUGGCUUCGGGAGCGAGUUCCGCUUGA